AUGCUACGGAUGCAGCAGCAGCCAGCACUACAACCUCCACCACCAUAUGCGCAACCACAACAAGCAAAUCAACAAUAUACCUAUGUGCAACCUCAACCACAACCACAGCAAGGAUGUUGUAGUGGAUACUCAGAAACAUACAACAUCAGAGCAGGUCGUACUACCGGCAUCAUCCAGCUUAUUCUCGGUAUCGUCAUCGUCGUCGUCAACGUUCUCACCUUCGUUUACGGUCACAUGGGCUACCCGAACGAAGGGUCACCGAUUGGGAUCGGCAUCUUCUUCGCCAUUCCUUCGGGCAUUAUCGGAAUCACAUCGAAAUCCCGACGCAACUGCGUCAUCAUCGCGUAUCUUGUCAUGUCAAUCUUGUCCACCGUCAGCGGGUUUGGAGGCGUGGUCACCGAGGGCUUGGCGGCGGGCGUGUUCUCCUACGAGUACGUCUGCUUCUAUACAUUCUGCUACUUGGAUACUUUCGACGUCGCCAUCAUCCUCCACGCCGUCGGUGCUGUCCUUCUCCUCAUCGAAAGCAUCGUCGCUAUCGUUGCCUCGGUGUAUUGCUGCAGAGGGUUGAAAUGUUGCCAGGGGUGUUGCUGCCAUGGCGAUGACACGGGCAACUCGUCGGCAACGCCAGGAGUAACUGCAACAUCUGUACACUAUCCACAACAACCACAAGGGGUGGUCGCUUAUACCCAACCGGAAACUUUUGUUGUAAAAACAACAACACCCGUCUGA
Messenger RNA from Lytechinus pictus (painted urchin), 729 nucleotides. RefSeq lists its product as uncharacterized. Lineage: Eukaryota; Metazoa; Echinodermata; Echinoidea; Temnopleuroida; Toxopneustidae. The transcript has 3 exons. The record is from RefSeq and is a predicted model, not a curated record. The coding region runs from base 1 to 729 and encodes 242 amino acids.